AUGGCGGCCGUGGAGACCGAAGAGCCAGGCACGUACGUGUCCUCCGAGGGCAGGGCGGCAGUCAUCGAGGUGCCGAGCGACCAGCAGGCGCUGGUGUCGCAGGAUGUGGAAAGACUGAAGAAGGAGAAAGAGGCGGAAGAUGCAAAGUGGGCCCAGAAGUGGGCGGAGGACAAGAAGUGGGACGACAAGAAGUGGGAGGACAAGAAGUGGGACGACAAGAAGGGGGGCGACAAGAAGUGGGAGGAUAAGAAGGGAAACCAGAAAGUGGGACGACCAGGGACGGGACCAGAAAUGGGACGACAAGAAGUGGGAGGAGCCCGCCACGCUUGCUCCUGA
This is a messenger RNA of Prorocentrum cordatum, 336 nucleotides long. Lineage: Eukaryota; Dinophyceae; Prorocentrales; Prorocentraceae. The record is from the annotation of a GenBank genome assembly.